This is a messenger RNA of Odocoileus virginianus texanus, 1007 nucleotides long. It is a transcript of the gene NMU, whose product is annotated as neuromedin U. NCBI's taxonomy places the organism in Eukaryota, Metazoa, Chordata, Mammalia, Artiodactyla, Cervidae. Gene Ontology annotation, molecular function: neuromedin U receptor binding. Gene Ontology annotation, cellular component: terminal bouton. Gene Ontology annotation, biological process: positive regulation of smooth muscle contraction; positive regulation of synaptic transmission; neuropeptide signaling pathway. The record is from RefSeq and is a predicted model, not a curated record.
UUCUUGAUCUGCAUACAGGUUUCUCAGGAGGCAGGUGCUCCAGUAUUACCUCAAGGAUUACAGCCUGAACAAGAAUUACAGUUGUGGAAUGAGAUAAAUGACGCUUGUUUGUCUUUGUUGUCCGUGCAUCCACAGCCUCAGGCAUCCAGUGCAUUGGAGGAGCUUUGCCUCACAAUUAUGGGGACUCUACCAAAGCCCCAGGAAACAGAUGAAAAAGAUAACACCAAAAGGUUCUUAUUUCAUUAUUCGAAGACUCGAAAGUUGGGCAAUUCAAAUGUUGUGUCGUCUGUCGUGCAUCCGCUGCUGCAGCUCGUCCCGCGCCUGCAUGAGAGAAGGAUGAAGAGGUUCAGACUGGACGAAGAAUUCCAAGGUCCUAUUGCAAGCCAAAGUAGAAGAUACUUUUUAUUCAGGCCACGCAAUGGAAGAAGAUCAGAAGGUUACAUUUAAAAUGAAUGCCAGCUAUAUUCUGCAGAAUCAACGCUAUGGGAUAUAAAAUGUACUGACUUUUUUUUCUUUUCUUCUGAAAAGCAAUCCUUGCUAAGUUUAACAAGUUUGAGAAUCCCUGUGUUGUAAACAUUCUUAGUAAAAGUUGACUGAGAUUGUAAAUGUUUAAUUUAUUGAAAAUUAAAGAAGCAUCUUAAAAUAUUUUUUCUUAGUGUUUAAUGAUAAAUAGUGUAUAAUAAAGCUGUAAAUAAUUAUGUUCCCUAGAUUCUUGAAGCUGUUGAUGGUACUCUUUACAAUGCUCUUUAGUUAUUUUUAUGUAAGACACUUAGUAGAGUUGAGUUUUAAGGAGCUAUUUUAAUUUUUUCUGUUUGGAUUUCAUCAGCAACAAAAUACCAGAAUGUCAAAAAGCUAGCAAUCUUAGAAUGUGCAUGCCAACUAAAACUAUUACUAAUUGGAGGAUUUGGCCAUGAUUAAUCCAAUAGCCCAAUAAGUAAGUUCUGAUUUAUGCACCAUAAAAUAGUCUGAUUGCUGCAAACAUAUCAAGAGCCAGCUUUUUCUACCAA